This is a messenger RNA of Histoplasma mississippiense, 4896 nucleotides long. Its product is annotated as clathrin heavy chain. The coding region runs from base 1 to 4896 and encodes 1631 amino acids. Gene Ontology annotation, cellular component: clathrin coat of trans-Golgi network vesicle; clathrin complex; clathrin coat of coated pit. Gene Ontology annotation, biological process: Golgi to endosome transport; receptor-mediated endocytosis; intracellular protein transport. Gene Ontology annotation, molecular function: clathrin light chain binding; structural molecule activity. NCBI's taxonomy places the organism in Eukaryota, Fungi, Ascomycota, Eurotiomycetes, Onygenales, Ajellomycetaceae. The transcript is spliced from 6 exons. The record is from RefSeq and is a predicted model, not a curated record.
AUGGCCAAUCCCGCAGACAUCCCAAUCAAGCUCACUGAGCUUUUACAGCUGAAAUCCAUCGGAGUUUCGACCGUUGAGUCCGACCGCUUCGUCUGCGUACGACAGAAUGUCGGUGGCCAACAGCAGAUCUUUGUGGUCAAUCCCAAAAACCCUGAUGAAAUCAUCCGUCGUUCCAUCCCUGGCGCGAGUGCUAUUAUGCAUUGGAAUAAAUACAUUCUAGCCGUCAGGUCGGAAGACGGAAAUCUCCGAAUCAUAAACCUCCAGACGGAACAGAUACUGAAGGACGUUAGAUUUAGAGUCAAGAUAUUGUUCUGGAAAUGGAUCAAUGAGCGUUCUCUUGCCCUGGUGACAGCAACCCAUUCCUACCACUGGGACGUAUUCGGCGAGAAAACCCAGCCUGUUGAAGCAUCUGUGCAUAAAGAAAGGAUAGAUGAGGAGGUGGAUGAUGAGCAAUGGACGGCAGUUAUUGCUGUUCAGGCCCAAGACAACAGCAAGCCCACUCUGGGGAAGAUUCAACUUUAUUCCCGUGCGCGAUCCGAAUCCCAAAUAAUCGAAGGGCACGCAGCAGCCUUUGGCAAAAUCCGCGUCGCUGGAAACCCUGCUGAAACGAAAAUCUUCACGUUUGCUGUUCGAACUUCAACCGCUGCGAAAAUACACAUUGUGGAAAUCGACAACGAAAACCCCACUAAAAAAUUUCCCAAGAAAGCUGAACAACUCUUUUUCCCGCCGGAGGCCAUUACAGAUUUCCCCUCUUCUAUUCAGCUUUCUAGGAAGUACGAUAUCGCUUACAUCGUGACGAUGUUCGGUUUCAUUCAUCUGUACGAUCUGGAGAGUGGUAGCUGUCUGUUUUUGAACAGAAUUUCUUCUAGAUCAAUAUUCGCCACGGCCCUUGAUUCGGAAUCGGCGGGUCUCGUUGGAGUUAACCGCGAUGGCCAAGUUCUUGCCGUCAGCGUCGAUGAAGAAAAGAUAAUCCCAUACAUUCUACAAAAGCUCAAUAACGAAGGACUUGCAGUCAGACUCGCGUCGAAGGGAGGACUUCCAGGAGCGGAUGGUUUUCUGAAGAGAGAAUUCGACUCAAUGGUGGCACGGGGAGAUUAUGUCCAAGCUGCUAAGAUUGCAGCUAACUCUCCUCGCGGAUUCCUUCGUACGCCUGCGACCAUUAAUCUCCUCAAGAAUGCUCCGCAGCCCGCAACAGGCAUGUCCGUUAUCUUGCAAUAUUUUGGGAUGCUCCUUGAUCAAGGUGGUAUGAACCAAUAUGAGAGUGUGGAGCUGGUGAGACCUGUGCUGCAGCAAGGUCGAAAACAUCUCCUGGAAAAAUGGAUGUCCGAAAACAAGCUUGGGUGUUCGGAGGAACUUGGUGAUCUGGUGCGCCCACAUGAUAUGAAUCUUGCACUCAACAUCUACUUGAAAGCCAAUGUGCCUCACAAAGUGGUCGCCGGCUUUGCCGAAACCGGCCAGUUCGACAAGAUUUUGGCCUUCUCAAAGCAAGCCGGAUACCAGCCAGACUACAUUCAGCUCUUCCAGCAUAUUAACAUGGUUCAACAAGCGACUGCUUUCCUGCUCGAUGCACUGAAAGAUAACAAGCCUGAGCAUGCACAUCUUCAGACGAGAUUGCUUGAGAUGAACCUUGUCAAUGCCCCGCAGGUCGCGGAUGCCAUACUUGGCAAUGAGAUGUUUACACACUACGAUAAAGCAAGAAUAUCGCAGCUUUGUGAAAAUGCACAGCUCUACCAACGUGCUCUGGAGAAUACCGACGAUCCUGCUGUCAUCAUGCGAAAUAUUGUCCGCACGGACAAGCUGAAUCCAGAAUGGUUAAUCAACUAUUUUGGACGCCUAUCGGUCGAGCAGUGUUUGGAGUGUAUGAAUGAGAUGCUGAAAUCCAACCUCCGCCAAAACCUGUCGGCUGUUGUUCAAAUUGCCACCAAAUUUUCAGAUCUCCUUGGUCCGACCAACUUGAUCAACCUCUUCGAGAAGUAUCGAACUGCUGAAGGCCUUUACUAUUACCUUGGCAGCAUUGUAAAUCUAAGCGAAGAUCCGGAUGUCCAUUUCAAGUAUAUCGAAGCUGCAACGGCAAUGAACCAACUGACCGAGGUAGAGCGCAUUUGCCGGGAAAGCAAUUACUACAACCCAGAGAAAGUUAAGAAUUUCUUGAAGGAAGCUCGCCUAACCGAGCAACUACCUUUGAUCAUUGUUUGCGACCGUUUCAACUUUAUUCAUGACCUUGUAUUAUAUCUUUAUCAAAGUCAGCAGUAUCGGUCCAUUGAGGUCUACGUCCAACGCGUUAACCCAUCCAGAACUCCAGCUGUCGUCGGCGGUUUGUUGGAUGUUGACUGUGAGGAGAGCAUCAUCAAGAACCUUCUGUCUACGGUUGACGCUGCAUCAAUUCCCAUUGAUGACCUUGUUUCUGAGGUCGAGUCUCGAAAUCGCCUUAAGAUCCUUCUUCCAUUCCUGGAGAAUACACUCGCCACUGGGAACCAGCAACAAGCCGUUUACAACGCUCUCGCCAAGAUUUAUAUCGAUAGUAAUAACAACCCAGAAAAAUUCUUGAAGGAGAACGAUCUCUACGAUCCUCUUAUCGUUGGAAAGUAUUGCGAGAAGCGUGAUCCCAACCUUGCCUAUAUUGCCUAUCGCAAGGGACAGAACGAUCUUGAGCUCAUCAAUAUCACCAAUGAGAACUCCAUGUACCGCGCUCAAGCUCGUUAUCUUUUGGAGCGUGCGGAUCCCGAAAUAUGGGCUUUUGUUCUUAACGCGAAUAACAUCCACCGCCGGGCAUUGGUAGAUCAAGUCGUCGCCACUGCCGUGCCUGAGUCUGCGGAGCCGGAUAAGGUGUCUAUUGCUGUCAAGGCCUUCCUCGAUGCCGACUUGCCAGGCGAACUCAUCGAACUUUUGGAAAAGAUCAUUUUGGAACCAUCCCCUUUCAGUGAUAAUAGCAGCCUGCAAAAUCUAAUGAUGCUUACCGCCGCCAAAGCCGAUAAAGGCCGCCUCAUGGAUUACAUCCAUAAACUUUCUGAGUUCAAUGCCGAUGAAAUUGCGACGAUGUGUGUUUCUGUGGGUUUGUACGAGGAGGCUUUUGAAAUUUACAAGAAGGUUGACAACCAUCUGGCUGCCACCAACGUCCUUGUCGAUUCCAUUGUUAGCAUCGACCGUGCACAGGAAUAUGCAGAGGGUGUUGAACUUCCCGAAGUUUGGAGCAAGGUAGCGAAGGCUCAGCUGGAUGGGCUCCGCAUUUCUGAUUCUAUUGCGUCAUAUAUCCGAGCUGGUGACCCGUCCAAUUAUAAUGAAGUAAUCGAAACUGCCACGCAUGCUGGGAAGGACGUUGACCUUGUCGAGUUCCUUAAAAUGGCUCGGAAAACGCUACGGGAAUCUGCUGUUGAUACCGCAUUGGCCUUCUGCUAUGCCAGGUUGGAUCAAUUAAGCGAGCUAGAGGACUUCUUGCGAGGUAUAAACGUCGCAGAUGUGGAGGCGUCUGGUGACAAGGCUUAUGAGGAAGGCUUCCAUGAGGCUGCCAAGAUAUUCUAUACCAGCAUCUCCAACUGGGCAAAACUUGCCACUACUCUCGUCCACCUCGAAGAAUAUCAGGCCGCCGUUGAGUGCGCUCGGAAAGCCAACAACAUCAAAGUAUGGAAGCAAGUCAACGAGGCGUGUGUUUCUAAGAAAGAAUUCCGUCUUGCUCAAAUUUGCGGUCUCAAUCUCAUUGUACACGCUGAAGAAUUGCAGGAUUUAGUUCAUCAAUAUGAGCGAAAUGGCUAUUUCGAUGAGCUUAUUGCUGUUUUGGAGGCUGGGCUCGGCCUGGAGAGAGCUCACAUGGGUAUGUUCACGGAAUUGGGUAUCUCUUUGUCCAAAUAUCACCCAGACAAAGUUAUGGAGCACCUGAAACUAUUUUGGACACGAAUCAACAUCCCUAAAAUGAUCCGGGCCUGUGAAGAGGCAAACCUGUGGCCAGAGCUGGUGUUCUUGUACUGUCACUAUGAUGAAUGGGAUAAUGCUGCACUAGCAAUGAUGGAAAGGGCAGCGGACUCCUGGGAGCACCACUCUUUCAAAGAUAUCAUCGUCAAGGUUGCAAAUCUCGAAAUUUACUACCGCGCGUUGAAUUUCUACCUUCAGGAACAACCACUGCUACUGACAGACCUUCUGCAAGUCCUUACUCCACGUAUUGAUGUCAACCGUGUCGUUCGCAUGUUUGAGAAAUCCGAUAAUAUUCCUCUUAUCAAACCAUUCUUGCUUAACGUGCAACCACAGAACAAGAAGGCCGUCAAUAAUGCUAUUAAUGACUUGUUGAUUGAAGAGGAAGAUCACAAGACCUUGCGAGAUUCGGUGGAGAAUUAUGACAACUACGAUCCUGUGGAGCUAGCCCAGAGACUUGAGAAGCAUGACCUGGUCUUCUUCAGACAAAUCGCGGCCAGCAUCUACCGCAAAAACAAGAGAUGGGAGAAAUCAAUUUCUCUUUCAAAACAAGACAAGCUCUUCAAGGAUGCUAUCGAGACUGCGGCUAUCUCAGGAAAGACUGAAGUUGUGGAAGAACUGCUAAGAUACUUCGUGGAUAUCGGUAGCCGAGAAUGUUACGUUGGCAUGCUAUACGCCUGCUAUGACCUCAUCCGACCAGAUGUGGUCAUGGAAAUCUCAUGGCGCCACAGACUGACCGACUUUUCCAUGCCCUACAUGAUCAAUCUUCUUAGCCAACAAGUCCGCACUGUUGAGCUUCUCAAGAAGGACAACGAAGAACGCAAGGCCCGCGAAGCGUCCCAGAAAAAGGAAGAAGACAACACCCCAGUUCUAGGUGGAUCACGACUUAUGCUCACCCAAGGCCCGGCGGCGGCUCCGCCAUCUGCAAGUCCCAUUCCGUUUGGCCAUACGAACGGUAUCACGCCCCAGCCCACUGGAUUCCGACCCUUUUGA